AUGGAGUUAAAAAUCGAACCAGAUGAACAAGCAAAGCAAACAAUCAAGAUCCUAACAGAUGCAAUGGUGUCGAUGAGUAGAAAGAUACCUCCGCCUUCAGGUAGAACGCAACAGGAACAAGACCAGCAGCAAGACCAGCAAGACCUCCAGGAUGCACAGAUUUGUGAAUUGUGCGAGAUGGCAUGGAAGUCCACUGAAAAUAGAUUUGCAACAAUCAUAGAACAGCUGCAACGACAAUCAGGAAGACAGUUACGAGACAACCCAGGAGAAGAACCUCAGGAAGAUAUCACAGGAAGUGUUGAUUUGGAUAAAGAUGUCAACGAGACUAUAGAAGCAGAAGAAUAUCCAAUACCAUCUGCACUCGACGAAACAAAGAAUCCCACUCCUUCCAUCGAUGAAAUCAUAAGAAGGGCCAGUGCACCAGCUUCAGAAUCAUUAAGUGAUACCAAAAAACUAAAGAUGAUUGCGGCUGUUGCAGAACAAGUUGAGAAAAACCCAAAGGUAGUUGAAGCAGUCCCUUUAAGCAUAAUUCCGCCCGAUUGGAAUAUUGCUUCUACCACGGGUGGUCUACUCAUGCUGGACAAAAAUGAGUGUACCAUGCCACCGCCUGCAAUCUCAAAGAAAGCUGAUGUACUUGAUGAAGGGAUCCUCAAUGAAAAACCUAAGAGGAGAAAUCCACCAAGAGUCCACCAGUUGCCCGAACGGUUCAGGUCGCCGUUCAUGCUGCAGAAGAAAAACAAGAAAAAAUUCAUACAGUGGACAGAGGAGAAGAAGAAAAUGACCCAAGAAGAAGCCCUGUUGAUAGACUUCACUCUCUUGCAGAGACAAGAAGAAAUAGUUAAAUUAGGGAAUUUCUUGUUUGAAUUUGGAAAAAUCGUUUGGGCAGACAGGACAGCAUUCUAUUCCAUGAGGGAAGGGACAUGGAUAGAAAACAGCAUCAUAGAUGCUUGGGCUGUCAUCCUAAACAAAGAAGAAGCUAAGAGUGACUCCCCAAGACGGAUAUUCUUUGGUAUUUCCUCAUUUAUCUACUUUCCAGUACACUACCGAGACCACUACUUCUUGUAUGUGUUGUUGGUUGAAGAAAAGAAAGUGCUUGCAUUCAACAAUCUUCAUGCAAAAGAUCUGGACUACUACAAGCCAACAAAAGAUCUACUUUUUCGAUUCUUCCAAAGCUAUGUUGAAUGCGUGUUUCCACACAUAGAACUGGUCACUGCUCAGUACACCUUGACAGAGGUUACGCUACCAUCACACAAGGACAAAACGCCGAAUGUGGAAGAUUGUGGAAUAUACACAAUGCACCACAUGGAGCGGUAUAAUGGUGGUGAGUACGAGGAUGGUACUACUUUGGAUUUCAACACAGGAAACAUCAAAGAGUACCGGUGGAAAUACAUGUUAAAAAUCCUUAUGCACCCAUCCAACAAAAAUAAGGACAAAAUCCUCGAAGCAAUGCACCAGUUCUAUACAAAUACUGCUGAAGAAGAACAAAAAGAAAUUCCAGAUCAUGUUGAUUUGAGCAGCAAAUCUUACUACAAUGACAGAAAAAUUCAGGGAUGGGUUAAAUGA
This is a messenger RNA of Oldenlandia corymbosa var. corymbosa, 1563 nucleotides long. The record is from the annotation of a GenBank genome assembly. Lineage: Eukaryota; Viridiplantae; Streptophyta; Magnoliopsida; Gentianales; Rubiaceae.